Messenger RNA from Scutellospora calospora, 259 nucleotides. Lineage: Eukaryota; Fungi; Glomeromycota; Glomeromycetes; Diversisporales; Gigasporaceae. The record is from the annotation of a GenBank genome assembly.
AGAAAAAUUCAAUUAUGAAGAAUUGAAAAAAUAUAUUGAUAUAAAAGGAAAUUGGAAGUUGGUUAGUGAAGUUGAUCAUCAAGCUCUUACUCGAGCUUAUCCAAAUUUAGAAGAAUGUUUAGAUUUUAUUCAAAACUAUAAAAAAUAUUUACUUGCAAAAAAUGAGAUUUUUUCUGAAAUUGAAAAGAAGUUGCCAACAAAUAGAAAUCAUUUAUUGUUUAGUGAAAUUAAAGAAUUUAAAAAGAAAAAAUUUGAUUAG